AUGUCAAAACAUCAUCGAGAUGUGAAUGAAAAUACAAAUACCAAAGGAGUUAUGACUUCUCUAACAAAAAGGAGAAAUAAAAAUGAUGUUUUAUGUCAAGAUGAAAAUGCUACAAUUCUAUACGAGCAGUCAUUCGGAGCUGUAGAGUUUGAUUCAGCGCAUUAUAUGAGAUAUGACAAAAUUAAAAAGUAA
Molecule: messenger RNA, 192 nt
Organism: Dentiscutata erythropus
Lineage: Eukaryota; Fungi; Glomeromycota; Glomeromycetes; Diversisporales; Gigasporaceae
Source: the annotation of a GenBank genome assembly